Messenger RNA from Symphalangus syndactylus (siamang), 6287 nucleotides. It is a transcript of the gene MTMR3, whose product is annotated as myotubularin related protein 3. Gene Ontology annotation, molecular function: protein phosphatase binding; phosphatidylinositol-3-phosphate phosphatase activity; metal ion binding. Gene Ontology annotation, biological process: regulation of autophagy; phosphatidylinositol dephosphorylation. The record is from RefSeq and is a predicted model, not a curated record. NCBI's taxonomy places the organism in Eukaryota, Metazoa, Chordata, Mammalia, Primates, Hylobatidae. Gene Ontology annotation, cellular component: membrane; cytoplasm.
GGGAGCGCGCUCUGUGUGGCCGCUGCCGCCAUGUUGUUGUGGUUGUGAGAAGGCGGCGGCGGCGGCGGAGUAGCAGCCGGACGAGACGUCCCAGCGGCUCAGGCGCUGCCCCGCGCCGGCCCUGGCAGGGAGCCUGGUGGGGUGGCGGAAGAGGAGACUGUGCCGUGGCGGGCCUCGCCAUGUCCUGCUGCCCGAUGGCGUCUCACUCUGUCACCCAGGCUGGAAUGCAGUGGUAUGAUCUCAGCUCACUGCAACCUCAGCCUCCUGGGUUCUAGCAAUUCUGCUGCCUCAGCCUCCUGGGUUCUAGCAAUUCUGCUGCCUCAGCCUCCUGAGUAGCUGGGAUUACAGGAGGGAAGGAGUUGAUGGAGGGCUAAAAAUUCUGGAGAAGACAAAGUUUUAAGGAAUCUCAGAACACCAAAACCUCAUCUUGGCUCUGCCUUCACAUUACUGUUUCUUUGGACUUCCUUGUGAAACCUCCUAGUAGAAAAAGUUCUUGGGACAAACUUCAUUUGACCUCACCAUAAGGAAAAGAAGAGAGCCUUGUUGGACACUGAAGAAGGGACGGGGAUUUCUCCUCCUAAUCUGGGCCUCCUGUCAUGGAUGAAGAGACUCGGCACAGCCUUGAGUGCAUCCAGGCCAAUCAGAUCUUUCCCAGGAAACAGCUGAUCCGAGAGGAUGAGAAUCUUCAGGUUCCUUUCCUUGAACUUCAUGGAGAGAGCACAGAGUUUGUGGGCCGUGCCGAGGAUGCCAUCAUUGCCCUUUCCAAUUACAGACUUCACAUCAAGUUCAAGGAGUCUCUUGUUAAUGUUCCAUUACAGCUUAUAGAAAGUGUUGAAUGCCGAGAUAUAUUUCAGCUUCAUUUGACUUGCAAAGACUGCAAAGUUAUCAGGUGUCAGUUUUCAACCUUUGAGCAGUGUCAAGAGUGGCUGAAGAGACUGAACAACGCAGUCCGACCACCUGCUAAAAUAGAAGAUCUCUUCUCAUUUGCAUACCAUGCUUGGUGCAUGGAGGUCUAUGCCAGUGAAAAAGAGCAACAUGGAGACCUGUGCAGACCAGGGGAGCAUGUAACUUCAAGGUUUAAAAACGAGGUGGAGAGGAUGGGUUUUGAUAUGAACAACGCCUGGAGGAUUUCCAACAUCAAUGAGAAGUACAAAUUAUGUGGUAGCUAUCCUCAAGAGCUCAUAGUGCCUGCCUGGAUCACUGACAAAGAACUAGAAAGUGUAGCAAGUUUCAGGUCCUGGAAGCGCAUCCCUGCCGUCGUCUACAGGCACCAGAGCAAUGGAGCUGUCAUUGCCCGCUGUGGACAGCCAGAAGUUAGCUGGUGGGGCUGGCGAAAUGCAGAUGAUGAGCAUCUGGUACAGUCAGUAGCCAAAGCUUGUGCCUCUGACUCCCGAUCGAGUGGCAGCAAGCUGUCAACUAGGAACACUUCUCGAGACUUUCCCAAUGGGGGAGACCUUUCUGACGUGGAGUUCGAUUCUUCUCUGUCAAAUGCUUCAGGAGCAGAGAGUUUAGCCAUCCAACCGCAGAAGCUUUUGAUCUUGGAUGCACGCUCCUAUGCAGCUGCUGUGGCAAACCGAGCCAAAGGAGGAGGCUGCGAAUGCCCAGAGUAUUACCCAAACUGUGAAGUUGUGUUUAUGGGGAUGGCAAACAUUCAUUCUAUUCGGAGGAGUUUUCAGUCUCUGCGGUUGCUGUGCACUCAGAUGCCAGAUCCGGGAAAUUGGCUAUCAGCUCUUGAAAGCACAAAAUGGCUCCAUCACUUGUCUGUGCUUCUGAAAUCAGCGCUUCUGGUAGUGCAUGCUGUGGAUCAGGAUCAGCGGCCGGUGCUAGUGCACUGCUCAGAUGGCUGGGACCGCACCCCCCAGAUUGUGGCAUUGGCUAAGCUCUUGCUGGACCCUUAUUACCGAACCAUAGAGGGUUUCCAGGUCCUCGUGGAAAUGGAGUGGCUGGAUUUUGGCCAUAAAUUUGCUGACCGGUGUGGUCAUGGGGAGAACUCAGAUGAUUUGAAUGAACGUUGCCCAGUGUUUCUGCAGUGGCUUGACUGUGUUCAUCAGCUUCAGAGGCAAUUUCCUUGCUCUUUUGAGUUCAAUGAAGCAUUCCUUGUGAAACUGGUGCAGCAUACCUAUUCCUGCCUCUUUGGAACAUUCCUGUGCAACAACGCCAAGGAGAGAGGGGAAAAGCAUACUCAGGAACGGACAUGUUCCGUGUGGUCACUUCUUCGGGCAGGCAACAAGGCUUUCAAAAACCUACUGUAUUCCUCUCAGUCAGAAGCCGUGCUGUACCCUGUGUGCCAUGUGCGUAACCUGAUGCUGUGGAGUGCAGUGUACCUGCCCUGCCCAUCCCCAGCCACCCCUGUGGACGACAGCUGUGCACCAUACCCAGCCCCAGGCACCAGCCCUGAUGAUCCCCCCCUGAGCCGGCUACCAAAGACUAGAUCAUACGACAAUCUGACCACAGCCUGUGACAACACAGUGCCUCUGGCCAGCCGGCGCUGCAGCGACCCCAGCCUGAACGAGAAGUGGCAGGAGCACCGGCGCUCACUAGAGCUGAGCAGCCUGGCUGGCCCUGGAGAGGAUCCCCUUUCUGCCGACAGCCUAGGGAAGCCCACCAGAGUGCCGGGGGGUGCCGAGCUUUCUGUUGCAGCUGGAGUAGCUGAGGGGCAGAUGGAGAACAUCUUGCAGGAGGCCACCAAAGAGGAGAGUGGAGUAGAGGAACCUGCCCACAGGGCAGGCAUUGAGAUACAGGAGGGUAAAGAGGACCCUCUCUUAGAAAAGGAGAGGAGGAGGAAGACACCUGAGGCCUCAGCCAUUGGACUUCACCAAGACCCAGAACUGUGUGAUGCUGCUCUGAGGAGCCAUCUGGAUAUGAGCUGGCCUCUGUUCUCACAGGGUAUUUCUGAACAGCAGGGUGGGCUCAGUGUUCUCCUCAGUUCUCUCCAGGUCUCCCCCAGGGGAGAGGAUUCCCUGGAGGUCCCUGUGGAGCAGUUUCGAAUAGAAGAGAUUGCAGAGGGUAAAGAAGAAGCAGUUCUUCCAAUCCCAGUAGAUGCAAAAGUUGGCUAUGGUACCUCACAGUCAUGUUCUCUGCUACCUUCCCAAGUCCCUUUUGAGACCAGAGGACCAAACAUGGACAGUUCUGCAGACAUGUUAGCGGAAGAUAAGGUGAAGUCAGGAAGUGGGCCCCAAGGUCAUCAUAGACCUUGCCUUGUAAAUAGUGGCAAGGACAGGCUUCCCCAGACCAUGGAACCCAGCCCUUCAGAGACAAGCCUGGUCGAGAGGCCCCAAGUGGGGUCUGUGGUACAUAGGACUUCCCCUGGCAGCACUCUCAGCCUGACACGUUCCCCUUGUGCCUUGCCUUUAGCCGAAUAUAAAGAGGGGCUUGUGUGCAAUGGUGCCCUAGAGACUGAAAACAGGGCCUCAGAGCAGCCCCCAGGUCUUAGCACCCUCCAGAUGUACCCCACACCCAAUGGGCAUUGCGCCAAUGGGGAGGCUGGUAGGAGCAAGGACUCACUGAGCCGUCAGCUGUCUGCUAUGAGCUGCAGCUCUGCCCACUUACACUCAAGGAACUUGCACCACAAGUGGCUGCAUAGCCACUCAGGGAGGCCAUCUGCAACCAGCAGCCCCGACCAGCCUUCCCGCAGCCACCUGGACGAUGAUGGCAUGUCAGUGUACACAGACAUGAUCCAACAGCGCCUGCGUCAGAUUGAGUCAGGCCACCAGCAGGAAGUAGAAACUUUGAAGAAACAAGUCCAGGAGCUGAAGAGUCGCCUGGAGAGCCAGUACCUGACCAGCUCCUUACACUUUAAUGGAGACUUUGGGGAUGAGGUGACUUCAAUCCCCGACUCGGAAAGCAAUCUGGAUCAGAACUGUUUGUCUCGCUGCAGCACAGAGAUUUUCUCUGAAGCCAGCUGGGAGCAGGUGGAUAAACAGGAUACAGAGAUGACCCGUUGGCUUCCUGACCACCUGGCUGCCCACUGCUAUGCGUGCGACAGUGCCUUCUGGCUUGCCAGCAGGAAGCACCACUGCAGGGACACUGACCGUGUUGAUCAAACGUGGAAUUGUGGGAACGUAUUCUGCUCCAGUUGUUGUAACCAGAAGGUUCCAGUUCCUAGCCAGCAGCUCUUUGAACCCAGUCGAGUAUGCAAGUCUUGCUAUAGCAGCCUACAUCCCACGAGCUCCAGCAUUGACCUUGAACUGGAUAAGCCCAUUGCUGCCACUUCCAACUGAAGCUCAGUGAUCUGGGUGGGCAGUGGCCAAGCUGCUGUUCCUAUGACAGGCCCACUCAGCCUGGGCAGACCGAGAGGCCCGUGCACUUUGGAAUGGGAGCAUGGAACCACCUGUACAGAGUGACAGAAAUUUGGGAUGCACCACUGGAUUGUAGAUGGAUUUUUCUUUCCUGUUCCCCUACUCCCUGCCUACCUUUUCCAUCCUCCUCCUCUGCCUUCAAAAAAGGAAACUCUCCCUUGGUUGUCUUAAUUUUUUUUUUUUUUUUUGAUGGAAGACCAGGGGUUGCCAGGCCCGCUGUAACUGCUGAGCUGCCUGCUGUCAGGUGACACCAAGGGAUGGCUUGUUUCUUCCGGGUGGGAGGAUGGUGGUCAGAGUCAGGAGUAUGGAGAUCUGAGACCGUGAGCAGGGAAGAAAGCCAGUGCUAACAUGCAACCGUUCCUCAUACCACCGCCACAUCAGAGCUGGUUGGGAACCCUUUGCUGCUGGGGAGGCUGGAAGCAUAUUCCCCAAGAGCACUGCCCUGGGCAUCAUCUCCCUCCUGCAAGGAGCUGAGCCAGUCCCCUCACAGGUGGAUAAAUUAGGCUGAUGUUUGGAGGGAGAGGCACACGGUAAAUGGCAUCCCCUUAGGCCCCUCUUUGGGAAAGGAAAGUGGAUGUUCCUUUGAGGCAGGUGAGGGGUUGGGAAUGGGUAGCCGUCAUGUUGUGCCCCGUGGGAUUCCAUUUUUAACUUGACCCAGAUUGUCUUGGGCUCCCUUUGCUUUCAGGGGGCUGCUUUCCUGGGCCAGGCUGUGUAGCACUUCCCACCCUCAGGCAUGAGUACAGACUGGCCAAAAUGGUUAUGCACUCAAGGCCAAAGCCUUCCCUGAGCCCAGACGUACCUGGGUCCCCAUUCUUGGGCCUGGUCCCCUAAACAAUCUCUUCCUCAGCCAGCACAGGGAAAUCCAGACUCAGGGUUCCAGAAAUCCCCCUUCCCCAAACCAAACCAAUCAUGGAUCUUCCCUUUAAGGGGUAGAAUCAGCCUUUAGAGUUACAAGCCCCUGGAAAAGGGAGCAGGUCCCAUACAAUCAGCCUUUCUCCUCCUCCUCUUCUUGGGACAGGAAGAAGAGCUGAGCAGUCCCCCUUCCCCGCUCCUGGCUGGCAGAGUGGGCACUUGUCUGGCUGCUGGCCAGCAGUGAAGGGCCACUUGGUGACUUUGUAGGGUUCCUUAGAGAAGUGACAUGGCCUUGAGGAGAUUCAGGGCACCUUUCCUCAGUGAGCUUUGAUAUGGUCCAAAAACAGCCUUAAAUCAAGAGUAUCUGUGGAGGUAGGUGUGGGGAAGGUUGGAGAAGAGUUAGGUUUGUGCUUUGUAAUCUUGGCAUCCAUGUUUUGUGCCUGCCCUCCCUCUUGGGGAGGCCAUGCUUGGCUCUGCUGAAAGCUGCUAACUGGUGACAGGGUGGAUCAUGGUGAGGACUAGGGGUAAGGUCAGGGAACGCUUAAGCUCUGGCCCUGCCCUGUAUUCCUCUUCCCCUUGGUAGUAGUUCCCUGACCAAGGGCAAGCUGUGUCUCAGGAAGGUGGCUUCUGUGCAUGCCUGGGUGUGGUUAAGGCGUGGCCCAGAAGGCUUCCCUGGUGCUCUCAGUCCAGGCAAAGCCCAGAGCAUCUGAGCACGUCUCUGACUUCCAGUGGCAACACGUGGAGUUUGAAUGUGGUGAAACAGGGUGUAGUUCUUUUCCACAUUCUGUGUCAUCUAGUUGUGCAGGUAGGGGAAAAGUUGUUCUAAUUGAAGAUGUGCAUUUCCUAGUGACAGGUGCCAAGAGGUUAUGAUACGGGUUUCUUGGGUCUGAUGUAUAGUGUGAAUAAAUGCUUGCAGCUCUUAGCUCUUUUUUGAUCGAUGAAGCACUUUUUUAUUAAUAUUUUCCUUUGUUAAAGGAGGAACCGUAACUCUCCAUAGCUGUACAUAUAACCCUUUUCUCCUAAAGAGGAGUCAGUCAGUGCUCCUGUAUUUUUCAUUUUUUGUCAAAGCAAGAAGUAAAUACUUUAGAAUUGUUAAAUAUAUAAAUAAAGCAAAUAAAGUUGAGUGUCCACAUGGUA